AUCGGUACCCUGAUCGUCAUGGGGACGGAGGCGAGAACCGGGAGGAAACUGUUGCUUCUCUUCACAUCGGCCAUCCUGUGCUCCCUGGCGUUGGGCAAAGGCUCAGUGUACACUUCGGAACCUGAAGUCCGAGUUGCUGAGAACAAACCUGCCAAGUUGUCCUGCUCCUACUCCAGCUUCUCCUCUCCCCGUGUGGAGUGGAAGUUUGCCCAAGGUGACAUCACCAGCCUUGUUUGCUAUAACAACAAGAUCACGGCUUCCUAUGAGGACCGAGUUACCUUCUCACAUAGUGGCAUCACUUUCCACUCUGUGACCCGGAAAGACACGGGGAUGUAUACGUGUAUGGUCUCUGAGGAAGGCGGCAACACCUAUGGGGAGGUCACCGUCAAGCUCAUUGUGCUUGUGCCUCCAUCCAAGCCUACGGUCAGCAUCCCCUCCUCUGCCACCAUCGGGAGUCGGGCAGUGCUGACCUGCUCCGAGAAAGACGGCUCUCCCCCUUCUGAAUUCUACUGGUUCAAGGACGGGGUCCUGAUGCCUACAGAGCCCAAGAGCAACCGUGCCUUCAGCAACUCUUCCUAUAGCCUGAAUCACAAGACAGGGGAGCUGGUCUUCGAUCCCGUGUCAGCCUCUGAUACUGGAAAAUACACUUGUCAGGCACAGAAUGGGUAUGGGACCCCCAUGAGGUCAGAUGCUGUGCACAUGGAAGCUGCGGAGUUGAAUGUGGGGGGCAUCGUGGCAGCUGUGCUCGUCACACUCAUUCUCCUUGGAUUCUUGAUUUUGGGCAUCUGGUUCGCCUAUAGACGAGGCUACUUUGACAGAACAAAGAAAGGGACCUCGAGCAAGAAGGUGAUUUACAGCCAGCCCGCUGCUCGCAGUGAAGGGGAUUUCAGGCAGACCUCGUCAUUCCUGGUGUGACCCAGGUCCGGCUCAUAUGCUGUCCUCUGCGCUUGCCUUACGCCGGUGCUACCAGACUCUGGCCCGUGAUGGCUGUACUUCCACAGGAUGCCUUAUGUGUCUCCUAGCCCCCACAGGGGUCCCCACUUUGAUUUUAGUUAGGAUGUGCUGUUGUGUUUUUUUUAUAACAUCGGCUCUGUACCCCU
Odobenus rosmarus divergens (Pacific walrus) is the source of this 1100-nucleotide messenger RNA. It is a transcript of the gene F11R, whose product is annotated as F11 receptor. The record is from RefSeq and is a predicted model, not a curated record. The coding region runs from base 19 to 915 and encodes 298 amino acids. Gene Ontology annotation, cellular component: bicellular tight junction. The transcript is spliced from 10 exons. Lineage: Eukaryota; Metazoa; Chordata; Mammalia; Carnivora; Odobenidae. Gene Ontology annotation, biological process: cell adhesion; establishment of endothelial intestinal barrier; regulation of membrane permeability.